AUGAAGUUCGAUAUUCCAGAGUCCGAUUAUCGAAUGCGUCGAAGUUCAACAUCAUGCUCAUCGAUUAGCUCGUCCAGCUCAGAAUAUUGUGAUUUUAGCCCUCAACCAGCGCUAAAUUUGCCUUCAAAGGUUUUGGAUCGACUUAAACAGUAUAUGCCUGAAGUUCCAAGCGAUCAAGUGGCUUAUAAGAUUCUUACCGAUUCGGUUGCUCAUCUUCUAGAACUCGAACGCCAACUCGAAUCGCUUGAAGCACAAGCCAAACUGUAUCGAAUGUCGCACAACGCUGAUGUGCCUGAUGAUCUCGCUGACGUCGAUGUCAGCGCCUUCAGACAUCUCGUCCUCGAAAAACCACAAUAG
Molecule: messenger RNA, 357 nt
Organism: Caenorhabditis bovis
Lineage: Eukaryota; Metazoa; Nematoda; Chromadorea; Rhabditida; Rhabditidae
Source: the annotation of a GenBank genome assembly